Echinococcus granulosus is the source of this 1476-nucleotide messenger RNA. Its product is annotated as Proto-oncogene Wnt-1. The transcript is spliced from 5 exons. The record is from RefSeq and is a predicted model, not a curated record. Gene Ontology annotation, molecular function: frizzled binding; cytokine activity. Gene Ontology annotation, cellular component: extracellular region. Lineage: Eukaryota; Metazoa; Platyhelminthes; Cestoda; Cyclophyllidea; Taeniidae. The coding region runs from base 1 to 1476 and encodes 491 amino acids. Gene Ontology annotation, biological process: neuron differentiation; multicellular organism development; canonical Wnt signaling pathway.
AUGUCAGCAGGAGUUAGAGUCAUUCUACCUCUCGCGGUCCUCCUUAUUCUCCUUUUCGCCCGCACUCGUAGUCAGUUGACAUGGAAGGGCGGUUUGAAGUACCUGGUCAGCCCUCCCUUCAAAAGUCAUCAUCAGAUGCAGCAAGAAAAUGGUUACGACAACGAUGUCAGUAUUAGCAAUGGCCCCCGAGACGACUUAAAUUUGGAGAAGCUGGUUCAAAAACCCACAGGUCGAUGGUGGUUAGAUUCGCUGGCCCGCCUACUCUACAAUCAUCCUCUGCAUCUCUCGAAGUACGUACGAGAAAUCUCCAUUCCAUCAAGGGAGUCUUUGAACUACGAAACACCGCCAAGUCUUCUAAACUUUCCACGACUCCGAUCGCGAUCGUCAAAUUCACCAAUUAUGGAGACUAGAGAUUGGCAAAUGUACGACCAGGUAUGGGCAGUUCACAAACUUCGACAACUCCUCGCCAGCUAUCGUCAAUGGUUUUCCCCUCGACAAUGGAAGCAGUUCCUGCACAAAACGCCUCCACAACAGCCAUCCUCACAACCCCAGGAGGAGUCUGUCCACUUGGAACUACUUGAAGCUGCUGUGCAAGGCGUACGUGCAGCUGUAGCUGAAUGUCAGCACCAGUUUAGAAAUGAACGCUGGAAUUGCAGUGAAAUUAUCUCCGACAAGAACGCUCUCUUCGGCAAUAUUCUUUCGAAGGGUGUGCCAGAAACUGCCUUCGUCUACGCUCUUGUCAGUGCCAGCGUGGUUCGUUCCGUGUCUGAAGCUUGUCUGACAAACCUCCGCAACUGUCCGUGCAACAAUCGUGGACGAGAAUCUUUUGAGGGCGGCUAUGACAUGGUAAACUGGCAAUGGCAAGGCUGCGAUCACAAUAUCCAUUUCGGACGACGUUUCGGGAGAUAUCUACUAGAUCCUCUUGAAGCUGGCGGCUUCCACAUCCGAUUUCUUAUGAAUCUACAUAAUUAUCGUGUUGGAAGAAGGGUUGUUGCAGAGAACAUGCAACGGUACUGUCGAUGCCAUGGAACUAGUGGAUCCUGUACUCUGAAGACCUGUUACCGACGGACUCCGUCAAUGCGUGUUAUUGGAAACCAGUUGAAAGUCAAAUACGAGCAGGCUUCUCAAGUCAUGCGAGGUGGAUCCACGUCUCGCCCUCCCUCCCUCCUCAAAGUCAGUUUUGAUAGGUCAGGAAGAGAUCAAAAGCCCACAACACAGGAACUGGUUUUCUACGAACAACCGGCUAACAAUUUGUUCUGUGAGCCCAACCCAAACCUACACAUUCUUGGAACACGAGGAAGGACCUGUAAUUCAACCUCUUCUGCAUCAGACAGCUGUCGGUUAUUAUGUUGUGAACGGGGCCAUCGAACAAAGCAUUACUAUGCACUGGAGAAUUGUGAAUGCAAAUUUGUGUGGUGUUGUAGAGUGGAAUGCCAAAAGUGUCUGGUCCUGAAGAGGCAGGAGACCUGCAUGUAA